Molecule: messenger RNA, 1841 nt
Organism: Oncorhynchus masou masou (cherry salmon)
Lineage: Eukaryota; Metazoa; Chordata; Actinopteri; Salmoniformes; Salmonidae
Gene: cuedc2
Product: CUE domain containing 2
Exons: 2
Coding region: 480-1319 (279 amino acids)
Source: RefSeq, a predicted model, not a curated record
GACAGCGCUGAACUCGCUAGAAAUAAAUGGUUCUGUUGUGGUUAUUCGUGUGUAAACAAUUGAGUUGCUAGCAGUCUUUAUAAUCUCUUGGCUGGCUAAUUAUUCACACAGUUUGUAGAUACACAAUUGGAACAACAUUUUUAUUUCUUGCACGUUUAAGGUUAGAUUUGUAUUUGCACGUCGUAGUUUUUGUUUCCCUUUACUACAACGAUAUUCGUUUCGGUUUGCUAGCUUUUUGUUCUGCAGCAGUACGUCUUUGAAGCCCGUUUAGCUACUAUAGAUAGUUAACGUCAACCCGAUUCUCGUCAUCUCUUCUGAUUACGUGAUUGUUGUCCGUCAAUAGAUCAGAAGAUCCUGAAAAUAAUAUAUCAUAGUGGCUACUUUUCUUUGAUAUUAGUUCGGUUUGGUCAACCUUUGAAAACUUACGUUUGCCAUUCUUGUCUGCUUCACAGUCAGCGGUCUCCGGUUUUGAGCCCGUUAUGGACCUUCACAAGAUAAUCCACGAUACCCUGCAGGAGUUCAUUCAGACAUGCAUUCCCGAAGCAGACCUGAGUUCCCUGGAUGAUGUGUUGCUUCCCUACAUCACUGGAGUCCUGGAGGAUCUGGGAUCUCAGGAGAGCGUGGAGGAGAACUUUGACGUGGAGGUCUUUGUAGAAAUGCUGGAGGCCUACAUUCCCGGCUUUGCUGAAAUUGACAGUGUUAACGUUUGUGAUAUGAUGUUCAGCCUAGCUUCAAAACUAGCCACAGCCCGGAGUUCAGAAAAUAGUGUGCCAAAGGCUAGAAUGGAGGUCCCACUGACAGUCAGCGCUACCUCCACCGGGCCUCCUGUGAGGGAGAUACACUGCCUUACUACACAGACUGAGGGGGCCACCGCCAAGGUGCCAUUCCCUGAGUGGGAGGCCCAGGAGCCACUCCUUCUGGAGAUGUUCCCCAAGUGCAGACUAUCAGAGGCCAGGAGUGCGUUGUCCAUUGCUAAAGGUGACAUGGAGGAGGCUGUCCGCCUCAUCAUCGAAGGAGACAUCCAGCUCAGCCACACACCUCUAAACGUAAACCAUGGGAAGAUGGGUUCCCGCCAGGCAGAGCAGAAGAUGAAAGAGAGCAUCCUGGAGAAGUACAUGCUAGUGGACAGGGAGGAGGAUAAGAAAACACACAGGCCUGUUGCACCUAAAGAUGCCCCUAAGAAACUGGUGCGUUACCACAGCAACCAGGUGGUGACCACAAAAGGGGAGCGGUACCAACUGGUGAAGAAAGAGGAGACGGAGGAGGUGAAGAAAACUGACGUCAGCAUCAAACCCGCACGCAAAUACAGAUUCCAUUGAUGUCUGACUGGCACUCUGCUGGAACACCAGCCAUUGACUUUGUUGUUUACAUCCUUUCUGAAUGCCUUGUUUUUUUGUCUGGUAAUGGAAAAUGUUUGUUUUUGGUAUGUGUAAGUGUCUGAUUUGAAAAGUGUGUGGCCAUCGUCUUGCUUCGAAUAUAAUUUCUCCUUUGCAGUGAUUCUCUGGCAUCAUUGUUUUGUUCUCUAGGUGUGGGUCAUGAUGUGCUCUUGUAGUGGGCUGGCCAUGUGUAUAAGACUUGAAGAACUGCUACAUUUGAUUAUCUUAUGUCCAAACUGUGUACUGUUUUUUUCCAUUUCAGCAGGUCUGACAUGGUACAGAUUUUUUGUGGUCAGAUAUAAUUGUUAUUGGUACUUUUCCUGGCAGGGGGACUUAGCGAUUUGGUGCCUGUUUCAAAACACUAUUUUCAGUACUCUAUCGCAAUACCUUAUUCCUCAUAUAAGAGUAAGUUUAGUCCAUUCAGCCUGUGCACCCAUUUCUUUUAAUAAAAUAAAAAUACCUGUU